AUGAACCCCAAGGAGUUACCCCAGGGCCACCAGCACGGUGAGGCUCCGUUGCCGAAUAUACCGACCAAGAAGCUGGGGCCUCGUCGAAAGCCGCCACCAAUCGAUUUUUCCAAGAUCGACGGCUCCCACUCCUUCAGCCCUCUGAGUGACUCACCAGAUCACCACGGCUUGCCAUCGAGCAUCACCACCAACGUCAACCUGACAGCUCGGAUCAGCGAGGCUGUCAAGAACCACACAAAUCAACAGCGUAUUCCUCAGAACCAACAACCGCAUGGCCUCCAGAGGCCGAAGUCAAAAAACAUAGACGAUCUCACGCCAGAGGACUGGAACCGAUUGGCCAACACGCAGCAGAUCACAGAACUCGCCAAACUUGGCGAGGGUAACGGUGGAAGCGUCUCCAAAUGCCUGCUUCGAGGUGGGAGCCCGCUUUUUGCCCUUAAACUCAUCAAUGCCGAUCCGAAUCCGGAUGUGCAGAAACAGAUCAUCCGUGAGCUCCAGUACAACAGACUGUGUUCGUCGCCCAACAUCGUCAAAUACUACGGCACUUUCAUGGUAGAGGAGCAGCUGAUGAUUGGCAUUGCCAUGGAGUAUAUGGGCGGUCGGUCGUUGGACGCCAUCUACCGCCGAGUCAUCGAGAUAGAUCUGCUGAACCGGAUCAACGAGAAAGUUUUGGGAAAAAUCGCCGAAUCUGUGCUCAGCGGCCUUAAUUAUUUACACAAGCAGCGCAUCAUCCACCGUGACAUCAAGCCGCUGAAUAUCCUCCUCGACAAGCAUGGCAACGUGAAGAUCUGUGAUUUCGGCGUGUCUGGCGAGGUGGUCAACUCCCUCGCAAACACUUUUGUGGGAACACAAUACUACAUGGCCCCAGAAAGAAUCAUGGGCAAGCCAUACACGGUCUCAUGCGACGUCUGGUCGCUUGGACUCACCCUCUUGGAAGUAGCGCUGGGUCGCUUUCCUUACCAUAUCGAGAGCGAGUCAUCUCUUGGACCCAUCGAGCUCCUUUCGUUGAUAUUGGAGUACGAACCGCAUUUAGAGGAUGUUGUGGAGGAGGAGAUAUUCUGGUCGGACUCCUUCAAGAACUUUAUAGACUACUGUCUCCGGAAAGACCCCGAGCAGCGACCAUCGCCUCUGCAGAUGCUCAAGCAUCCAUGGGUGGUGGGGCAGCUGCAGAUCAAGGUGAACAUGGACAGGUUUGUGAAGCGUCUUUGGGGGGAUGAAUUGGAUUAA
Molecule: messenger RNA, 1227 nt
Organism: Candidozyma pseudohaemuli
Lineage: Eukaryota; Fungi; Ascomycota; Pichiomycetes; Serinales; Metschnikowiaceae
Gene: MKK2
Product: mitogen-activated protein kinase kinase
Exons: 1
Coding region: 1-1227 (408 amino acids)
Biological process (GO): protein phosphorylation
Molecular function (GO): protein kinase activity; ATP binding
Source: RefSeq, a predicted model, not a curated record